This is a messenger RNA of Paramecium tetraurelia, 1698 nucleotides long. RefSeq lists its product as uncharacterized. The transcript has 2 exons. The record is from RefSeq and is a predicted model, not a curated record. NCBI's taxonomy places the organism in Eukaryota, Ciliophora, Oligohymenophorea, Peniculida, Parameciidae.
AUGAAUAAAUACUCUUUAAGAUUCGACAAUCCUAAAAUGGAAGAACUCUAUUUUUAAGAUCAGUAUGAAGAAUUAUUUAAUUUUUAUACUUGGGCUUGUUUUUUAGGUACUAUUAGUGCAAUUUGUGUUUUUACCAUGGAAUUUAUUGUUCCAUUUGGAUUUGGUUUUUGGAAAUACACUUUGAUUAUUAUACCCUUAGGCUUUGGAUUCAGUCAUAGAUUAAUUAAAUUGUUUCCGUAAUAUUUUAAUUAUGUAUUGGCUUUGAUGAACAUUUCCUUAGGGGGCUUAAUUUUCAUUUUACUUUAUUUUUUUUCCAACUCAAACGUACUCUUUUUGGCAGGAUAAACCGUCGCAAUGAUUCAAUAUAGUUUGCUUUUGGGAUCAAACAUCAUAAUCAACAUUUUAGUUCUGUUAAUAAAUUAGAUAGGAUUGAUGGUAUUAACUUCAAUAGUGCAAAACUACUUUAAUUCUUUAUAAUUAAUGUUUAUUUUGGCAUUGGUACUAGUGUUAAAAUCAAUCUGGAGUAGUGAAAAGAUGAAAAGAUCAUUUUUUUUAUUGAAGUAUCAAAACAUUCAACUACAUAAAUAAUUAGAUAAUGUAUUUUAAUUAAAAAUAUUAAGAUGCAAAUUUGAUAAGAAAUUAAAUCAAAUUAGGCUAAUAAAUCUCAAUAAUUAAGCUGAAAAAAUAAUUUAAGACUAAAAGCAAUUCAUUUAAUUUAUAAGACAAUACACUAUUGCAUAAAUAAGAUCCCUCACCUAACCAAUGCAAAUGUUAACAAGUUAACGUCAUAUCAGUAGAGCAUAAACUCUCGAAUAAGUACUUUACAAUAUGCUAGUGGGAGAUGAUAAGGAAAAAUCAUCAGAGAUUUAUUGUGAAGCAACUAAAAUAGCAUAUAGAAUUUGUAUUUAUAAAAUUAUAGAGAAAAAUUAAGUCCAUUUAAUUGUGCUACUAUAAGAAGAUUCAGAGUACUAAAAGAUAUUAAAAUUAAAUAAAGAAGUAAGAAAGAAGAAUCGAAAUUAAAGAUUAUUGUUGAUAUGUCUUGAAAAUGCAAGAAAAUCUUUAUAAAUAUUAAAAUAUUUGACAACAGAAGUUAUUGAUAACAAACAAAAAACACAUUAAAUUAACAUGAAAGUAAUUAAAAUACUCUCAGUUACUUAAAGUAUUUUAUUUAAAUCUGUUCAUGGUUAUUAUAAUGUUCUUAUUCUUAAUAAGAUGUAUCAAUAUUUAUCCGAAACUAUUUAAUUUGAUAUAGAGAGGCUUUUAAUUGAUGUAAGAAAAUUGAGGAAUAUCUUUUGCAAUGAAAAAUCAUUGCCUAUUAAUUAUGAAGGUAAUAAUAUAUAAUGUGAAUCAAAUUAUGUAUUGACAUUAUAAUUAGUUUUAAAUCUACUCCAAGAUUUGUUUAGUGAGCGAACCUAUGAGAAGAUUAUAAUCAAAGCUUAAGUACAACAGUUAGAAAAAACAAAAGUGGUAGACUAUAAGAUCUUUCUAAUGAUAAAUGAAAAAAACGAAAAAGUUUGCAUUCCUUUAAAUAGAAUUAUGAUCAAUUCAUUCAGUUAACUUAAAAAAGUAAAUAAAAAGAUCUUGGAAAUUAUUGGAUGGAAUAAUUAAAUAACGAUAACUCAAAAAUCAAAUUUUGACCUAAUUGAAUACAGCCUUAUACAUUCUCUUAAGGAAUUUAAAGAAACUAUGAAAAUUUGA